Lymnaea stagnalis (great pond snail) is the source of this 2662-nucleotide messenger RNA. Lineage: Eukaryota; Metazoa; Mollusca; Gastropoda; Lymnaeidae. The record is from the annotation of a GenBank genome assembly.
ACAUUCGGUAAGUCAGCAUUUUUGUGUGAAAAGAAUCGUGUCUUACCGUACAGAAAUGGCCAUCGCUAUCAAGUGCUUAUCCUUCGUGGCGCUGCUGGCUGGAGCUGUUGUACUGAGCAAUGGAGCGGCCCUGGCUAGACGGGUAAGUCGUGGCGUACGCAUUACCUGCAAGAUAGUCAUUUUACUGACAUCCCGUAUUUUGUACUUUACAAUGGCUGUAAUGUAGGCAUUGACGUUGGUGAAGACAAAGACUGUAAUGUAGGCAUUGACGUUGGUGAAGACAAAGACUGUAAAGUAGGCAUUGACGCUAGUGAAGACAAAGACUGUAAUGUAGGCAUUGACACUAAUGAGGACAAAGACUGUAAAGUAGGCAUUGACUCUAGUGAAGACAAAGACUGUAAAGUAGGCAUUGACGUUGGUGAAGACAAAGACUGUAAAGUAGACAUUGACGCUAGUGAAGACAAAGACUGUAAUUAAGUCAUUGACUCUAACAAGGACAAAAUGUUUUGAGUUUUGAGAAUCAUUUUAAUUGCCAUUUUAACAACUCAAAGAUGACUAUCCGAUGGGUUAAUGAAUUGUUGUGGAUUAAUGAUCAGAUUUGUAUCUGACUUGUAUCUUCUUCUUCUUAUAUUUGAGGGCCCACGAUCAAUGUAUUGAUCAUUCUGGCUCCUGGUUUGAAUUCAGAGUUUGCCAUCUCUUAGAUGAGUUGCCGUCCAAGGCUAACGAGUUCCAUCCCCCCCCCAGGGGUGCUUGGGAUGUUGGCGCUUGUGGGGAUUGAACUCCAAAACACCAGCUAUCUGACUUGUAUCUGACUUGUAUCUGACUUGUAUCUGAUUUGUAUCUGACUUGUAUCUGACUAGUAUCUGAUUUGUAUCUGACUUGUAUCUGACUUGUAUCUGAUUUGUAUCUGAUUUGUAUCCGACUUAUAUCUGACUUGUAUCUGACUUGUAUCUGACUUGUAUCUGACUUGCAUCUGAUUAUGUGACUUGUAUCUGACUUGUAUCGGGGGAGGAGUGGUUUAGGUUGGUCGGGAGUGCAUCAGAUGAUCACAGACAAUCGCUUAUGGUCAGGUAUGAAUUGUGUAAUUAUUAUAUUACCGUUUAUCUGAAUUUGGUACAUAGGGACGGCAGCGAAAUCAGAGUGUGACCGGGGGAGUGGGGGUAUCAAACGUUCUGUUGACCCUGACUUCAUUCGACCUGUUAGAGGUGACUCUGUGGGUUAAACUCGAUUAUUUUUAAGUAUAUCUUAGUAAAACAUAGGAAUGUGUUCAACUAUGCAGCGGUCAGUAAGUCUGUCGUAAACAAUUGGUCUGGAGUAAACAAUCGGAAUGUUAAGUGCAGUGUCAUACAAUUGGGGAUUAUAUUGAAUUUUUUAAAAUGUAAUUACAAGGCCUAUAUAAUUGCAAUCUUGAAUGCCUUAGAAAUUAUCAAUACAUUCUGGAAUGGAGUUAAAGUUUAAAAAUACAUUCCAAGAAUUUAACGCGCAAACAAAAUUUAAACCGUUUCAAAUAAAUUAUAACAUCGUAAAGGAGUGACCCCCCUCCCCCUCAAUUCACGGUCGAACAAAUCAGAAAGACUUAAAUUUUGGCACAAACAACAAACACAAUAGGACCAAACAAAACCGAUCUGACACGAUGAGGAAAGACAUUAACCGUAUACAAUAGUAGGCCAUUUUUAUUCUGGGUCAGUUUUUAAAGUUGUCCUAAUUGGAGCCAGUCAUAAUUCUUGCUUUUUAUAUUCCUUAAAAUUUAACAGGAACGCGGAGCCACACAGGAGCCUGACGACAACGCUUGGUCACAAGUCCCAAAUGAGUGGUGGGAAGAGGUGGUCAAACAGGCAGCUCAAGAGUCUGACAGUGGCACUAACGCUUGGCACCGGGUAACAGAUCCCGAGGUGUGGGCUGACGAAGAUGAUCUUGAGAAAAGAAAUGAGGAGCCAGAAAACUAUGAAUAUUAUGAAGAAGGUGAUAGUGAAGAUACAACUGAUGAGCCAGAAUAUUAUGAAUAUUAUGAAUAUUAUGAAGAAGGUGAUAGUGAAGAUACAACUGAUGAGCCAGAAUAUUAUGAAGAAGGUGAUGUUGAAAAAAGAGAUGAUGAGCCAGAAAACUAUGAAUAUUAUGAAUAUUAUGAAGAAGGUGAUAAUGAAGAUACAACUGAUGAGCCAGAAUAUUAUGAAGAAGGUGAUGUUGAAAAAAGAGAUGAUGAGCCAGAAAACUAUGAAUAUUAUGAAUAUUAUGAAGAUGGUGAUAGUGAAGAUACAACUGAUGAGCCAGAAGAUUUUGAAGAAGGUGAUGUUGAAAAAAGAGAUGAUGAGCCAGAAAACUAUGAAUAUUAUGAAUAUUAUGAAGAUGGUGAUAGUGAAGAUACAACUGAUGAGCCAGAAUAUUAUGAAGAAGGUGAUAGUGAAGAUACAACUGAUGAGCCAGAAUAUUAUGAAGAAGGUGAUGUUGAAAAGAGAGAUGAUGAGCCAGAAAACUAUGAAUAUUAUGAAUAUUAUGAAGACGGUGAUAGUGAAGAUACAACUGAUGAGCCAGAAUAUUAUGAAGAAGGUGAUGUUGAAAAGAGAGAUGAUGAGCCAGAAUAUUAUGAAUAUUAUGAAGAAGGUGAUAGUGAAGAUACAAAUGAUGAGCCAGAAUAUUAUGAAGAAGGUGAUGUUGAGAAAAG